Molecule: messenger RNA, 1625 nt
Organism: Trifolium pratense (red clover)
Lineage: Eukaryota; Viridiplantae; Streptophyta; Magnoliopsida; Fabales; Fabaceae
Product: UDP-xylose transporter 1
Exons: 8
Coding region: 379-1419 (346 amino acids)
Cellular component (GO): Golgi apparatus
Molecular function (GO): antiporter activity; UDP-xylose transmembrane transporter activity
Source: RefSeq, a predicted model, not a curated record
UUUUUUUUAAUGCAUACUUUAGCCUUUCAAAAUUAACCAUGAUAGCUUAAUGUCUAUAUCUUAUGUUAAUAUAUUAUGUUCUUAUUAUUCUUUUUGCUUCAAAUGGCCGUUAACUUGGGUUUGGUUAAUUUGAACCACCGGCUAGUGGCCACACAUGACCAUAACUCAACCAAACCAACAAACAUAAACUCUAUGAAUUGAGCUUCUUAUAUAUCAAAAAUAAAAAGGCACACCAAAAAUUUCAUUCACUAGUACUCAUCUCUCUCUAUCUCUAUCUCUCUUGUACAUGCUAAGAAUUUGAAGUGUGAUUUCUUUUGGAGUUUUAGUUUUCCUUUCUUCAAAUUAAGAAGAAUCUUGAAAAAUAUAUUGGUGGCAAAGAUGGGAGAGAUGUCAAAAGUUCAAUUGGGGGUUAUUGGUGCACUAUUUCUAUCUGUUGCUUCAUCUGUCUCCAUUGUCAUAUGCAACAAAGCCUUAAUGAGCAAUCUUGGCUUCCCAUUUGCUACAACACUUACAAGUUGGCAUUUGAUGGUUACUUUUUGCACCCUACAUGUGGCUCUACGUUUCAAUCUAUUUGAGGCCAAACCUGUUGACAUGAAGACAGUCAUGCUUUUUGGUAUUCUAAAUGGUGUCUCCAUUGGAUUUCUCAACUUGAGUCUUGGCUUCAAUUCCAUUGGAUUCUAUCAGAUGACAAAACUUGCAAUCAUACCAUUCACAGUUAUGCUAGAAACUAUUUUCCUAAAGAAGCAAUUCAGCCGGAACAUAAAACUAUCUCUAUUCUUCUUACUUAUUGGAGUUGGCAUUGCCUCUAUCACAGAUCUUCAGCUCAAUUUUGUUGGAACCAUUCUUUCACUUCUAGCUAUCAUUACAACAUGUGUUGGCCAAAUUCUUACCAACACAAUACAGAAGAAGCUUAAUGUGACUUCAACACAACUUCUCUACCAAUCUGCUCCAUUCCAAGCAGCAAUUCUUUUUGUUUCAGGCCCUUUUGUGGAUCAGAUGCUAACCAAGCAAAAUGUCUUUGCAUACAAAUAUUCUUCUAUAGUCUUGACUUUCAUCAUCAUGUCCUGUGUGAUAGCUGUUUCUGUGAACUUCAGCACCUUCCUAGUUAUAGGAAAAACAUCUCCUGUAACAUAUCAAGUGUUAGGCCAUCUCAAGACAUGUCUUGUUCUAGGAUUUGGUUACACAUUGCUCCAUGACCCUUUCACUGAAAGGAAUAUCAUUGGAAUAUUAGUAGCAGUUUUUGGAAUGGGAUUGUAUUCUUAUUUCUGCACUCAAGAGAACAAAAAGAAACAAUCAGUUGAUCCUCCUUUAUCGUCUCAGGUUAAAGAUAAAGAUGAUUCACCACUUUUGAAUGGCAAAAACAUGGACAAUAAAGAAAAAGAGAGCCAUGAGAAAUUAAGCAAGGAUUCUCUUGUUUAAAAAAAACAUUAUUUGUGUUAUUUUUAAGAUCUUUUAUAUUUUGAGGGUUAUUUCAAUGUUUAAUCAUGGCACAUUGUCUAGUGUAAAUCAAAUUUUGUUUAGAGAUUCAUUUUGAUGCACUCUCUUAAUGUAAAAGAACUUGUUUACCCUUUACAUAAUGUCAUAUCAUUUUAUGAUUUUGACAAAUUCAUGUUUUAUAUAUUAAA